AUGAAGUCCAAAAGCGAAACACCGGCUGACGCCCAGUACGCGAGGAAGGACAAUCUCGAGAUGUCGCGCCCUACCCUGCACCGGCUCAACAUUCUGGAUCUGCCUAAUGAGUUACUCGUAGACAUCUUCGAGAUUCUCGAAAGCGCCAAAAACAGAGCUUGGCGGCCGAAGCGCCGUCUCCAUGACAGUCCUGACAUACGCCAUGUCCGCCUCACCUGCCGACGGUUCUGCAACACCAGCUCGCAUCUGCUCGUCUCCCACGUCAGGGUAGAUCUGAGUGUGGCAUCGCUUGCGCGACUGGCCGAGAUAGCGUCCCAUCCCGAGAUCCGCAAAGGCGUCAAAGUGGUUAGCGUCCAGCUCUCCUUCUGGGACGCGCGUAUGGCCAACGAUCUCGCCAGGUUCAUUAACCACACAACGCGCAACUUCCCGACGAAAGUUUUCGACAUCCUAAGUGGCGCGCCCGGCUCUAAGAUUUCGAGUCUUAACAUCUCCAAAAAGGUCCAAUCACAUCCACACCCCGACGCCGUGCGUGUCGGGAGCAAAUCAAACACCUAUCUCCAGGAGGUCCUACGGGACACGCACGAAGAAUAUCGGCAGCUCCACCGAGAGCAAGAGAGUCUGCUCAGGCGAAAUGCCUUCGAGCGAGCAGUCGCAAGUGCUAUGGCGCGAAUGCCAAAAGCGUGCUCGUUGGAGGUCGAUGACCAGGACGUAUGGCUACGCAGAGAUCGGCCGAAGAGCUGCGGGAAGGAGCCCAAGAGAAUCGUCCACCGAAACUUGAUACGUCCAAUACGGUGGGCAUUUUCUUCGCAGUCGGGUUGUCCCCCGAUGAAGCUGCUUCAUACAUUACCGAUCAUAUGUCACGAAGCUGGGGUCCACCUGAAGAGCCUGAGCAUCCAUGUAACACGCCCCGAAUCAUAUGCCGUCCUAUCGUCGGACCAAGUCGCUCUCGCAAAGCUCAGUCUUGCAACUCAGCAUUUGGAAUAUUUAUAUUUCGGGGAGGACCGUGGAGGGAUGCAUGGACUCACAUCUGGGCACUUCUACGGUAGCGUCGCCCCCAUAAGCAAUUACUUGACGACGGUGGCGAGCGGCAAAAAUCUCAGACGGGUUCGCCUUGAACAUGGCCAUGAUCUCGAAAGGAGUGUCGCGCUGGCUCUGGUAAGAUGUUUGCCAUGGCAGAACGAACCGAACGUCUACAUGAGCAGGCUCUGCGUCCAUUCCUCUGAACUCGCCGAGUUCGUCAACCCCUUGGACAAGCCAAUGAAGUUGCACUUUGGACGAGUCAGACUGGUCUGCGGCUCUUGGGCCGAUGCCUUUGACAUGCUUCGCCAAAAGCGGCUUCACUGGAGUUUCGAUGGCUUAUCUGGCGGCGAGGUUGAUGAUCUCGGUGGUUUUGAUGGGAGCCCGCCCGUGUCCGUGACGCGCAAUGGGAGGUUGGGCCAAGCUGAGAAGUACAUACAAGGAUUGGUGACGCUCAACCCGAUUAGGGUGGCCUGUCAGACCCGUCCGUGGUUUGAUGACCUGGUAACGGAACUGUCGCUCGGGGGUUGUGCGAAUCUCCUGCAUUAA
Messenger RNA from Anthostomella pinea, 1566 nucleotides. The record is from the annotation of a GenBank genome assembly. NCBI's taxonomy places the organism in Eukaryota, Fungi, Ascomycota, Sordariomycetes, Xylariales, Xylariaceae.